This is a messenger RNA of Coccomyxa subellipsoidea C-169, 651 nucleotides long. RefSeq lists its product as hypothetical. Bases 1 to 651 code for a protein of 216 amino acids. The record is from RefSeq and is a predicted model, not a curated record. The transcript has 3 exons. Gene Ontology annotation, biological process: transcription by RNA polymerase III. Gene Ontology annotation, cellular component: transcription factor TFIIIC complex. NCBI's taxonomy places the organism in Eukaryota, Viridiplantae, Chlorophyta, Trebouxiophyceae, Coccomyxaceae. Gene Ontology annotation, molecular function: protein binding.
AUGGUGUUGGGGAUCUGCUUGGAUGGCGGUGUUGUGUGGGACUGUAAGUGGCGGCCGGGCAGCAGCGGAGGGGAUAGCAGGUUGGGUACAUUGGCUGUGGUGCUCGGGAGCGGAGAGGUGCAGCUGUUGCCGGUGCCCCACCCUGACCACAUCGGGAGCGCGCAUGCAGCCGCGCAUCAGCGGCCGGGGCCGAGGGGCACCGGGACAGCGCCGCCGGGGGAACUGGGAGGACCGCGCCUUGUGCGGCUGCAGCCUGAAGCGUCUGCGGCUGGUAAUGACUUGGGAGGCAGCCUGCCGAGCGUUGCAGAGUGGCUGCCCAGCGCCCCGCAUGACCUGCUCCUGGUGGGCUUCUGGGACGGCACAGUAGCUCUGUGGAGGCUGAUCACUGCCAUGAAUGGCGCCGAAGCAUCUGCUGGGAGGGAGUCAGAACGGGAGGUGCGCAUGGAGCUGCUGCUGCACAUGCCAGCACUGGAGGGUCCUGUGCGGGGGCUGGCCUGGGUGCCCCCAGAGGUGGCCACCGCUGCGGGGGAUCGAGCCCACCGCCACCUCUUCGCCACCGUCGGCCACUCCGACAAGCUGCGCUUCUGGGACUCCAGGCGAGGCUCCAAUAAAAGCUCCAAUUUCUGUGCCAUGAACCUCCUUGCAGCUUGA